AGGGCAAUCUCCUCGACGCAUCUCCAGCAACGGCAGUUUGCUGCGUUAACCGAGCAGAGCAGCGCUUCAGCUCACUUGCAGCUAUACUUUGUGUUUUCCCUACGUCAUGUCCUCGAACGAGGAAUACAGCUCGGGGGAGGAGGACGCGCAGAUGCCAGAGGCGCCGACCACUUCUUACCGCACUAUCGCGCCGCUGCCGAACGCAAGCACCAGCAACACUGCAUCUCCUUCUCCUGUUGCCGAUCAGGACACUUCCAUGGCCUCUGUUACGAGCAAAAAUGCUACGUCUGCGAAUGAAUAUGCCGAGGCUAGCUCUCCCUCGAUGAGUAGGAGCACUUCGUUCACCACUGCGAGUGCUAGCCGUGCCUCCGCCAACGCUUUCACUCCUCGCUCACCGCAGGCACAGGCUGCCGCCCAGGCGCAGCUCGCUUCCCAGCAGCAACAACAAGCUUCAUCUUCUCGCUCACGCCACGCCCUCCCCGCCAAGCCGGAUGCAGAGACAGUCAGCGGGACACAGAAACGUUCACGCGUGGAGCCCUCGCUCAACCCGGCCUUGCCCAAGGUGCCAAAGACUACAGUCGAGAAGGAAAACACACCUCGGCUGAUCGUCGUCCUUGAACAGGCGUGCCUAGAGACAUACAAGCUCUCCUCCGGUAGCGCAACGGCCGGGCCGUCCAUGAAUGGCUGGGGUUCCGGUUCAGGUACCAUGGGCGGUGCUGGAGGCAGCGGCGGAGGCAGACGGAAGAACAAAGAGGGCGGAGACAAGUAUGCGCUCCUCAACUGCGAUGACCAUCAACGUGUCCUUGCAAAAAUGGGGCGGGACAUUGCGGAAGCGCGUCCAGAUAUUACCCAUCAGUGUCUGUUAACCCUGCUCGACUCACCCUUGAACAAAUCAGGCUUCCUGCAAGUUUACAUCCACACGGCUAAAGGUGUCCUGAUUGAAGUGAACCCACACGUUCGCAUUCCACGAACCUUCAAGCGCUUCUCUGGUCUGAUGGUCCAGCUCCUGCACAAGCUCUCCAUCCGGUCUGUACAGGGAUCGGAAAAGCUGCUAAAAGUCAUCCGGAACCCAGUGACUGACCACUUUCCCAGCAACACGCACAAGAUCACCCUGUCUCACAACGCACCCGUACAGAGGCUUUCAACGUACCUGCCCACUGUGCCGAAGGACCACUCGAUCGCAGUAUUCGUUGGCGCUAUGGCGCACGGAGCAGACACUUUUGCUGAUGGGAUAGUCGACGAGAAGAUCUCCAUCAGUGAAUACAGCUUGAGUGCCAGUGUCGCGUGUGGUAAAUUCUGCUGUGGUCUGGAAGAAUUCUGGGGUGUUGUUUGAUCCUUAAAAUUCGGUCACAUAAACAAGAUUUUACAGAGAGAAAGACGUAGCACGGCUUCCAUCCUCAUCCCGUGCCGCACUCAGACUCUCUCUCUCUUCGUAAAUGUAUUAAAUAGUAAGACAGUCACCUGACCGCGUUCUCGUGCGCCUAGGGAUGUCGCCCGAAGAUAAAAGAACUAAGUGGCGC
Messenger RNA from Tilletiaria anomala UBC 951, 1520 nucleotides. Its product is annotated as Nep1-domain-containing protein. The coding region runs from base 107 to 1333 and encodes 408 amino acids. Lineage: Eukaryota; Fungi; Basidiomycota; Exobasidiomycetes; Georgefischeriales; Tilletiariaceae. Gene Ontology annotation, molecular function: rRNA (pseudouridine) methyltransferase activity; rRNA binding. Gene Ontology annotation, biological process: rRNA base methylation. The record is from RefSeq and is a predicted model, not a curated record. The transcript is spliced from 3 exons. Gene Ontology annotation, cellular component: small-subunit processome; nucleolus.